AGAGCUAAGGCUAAAAGUUGACACUGAUAUAUUAUUUAUUCAUGCUGAGCCAGUUCAAAGACAACAAAAUGCUUUCAUGCGAAAACGAAGAGGUGCCACCCUCAACAUAUAGAAGACAGAGGAGGAGAGAGAAAAGCAGAGAUGCAGCACGGUGCCGAAGAAACAAAGAAUGCGACAUUUUUCAAGAAAUCUGUGAUAAUCUUCCUGUUGCACAUGAUGUUAUUGGACAAUUAGACAGAUCAGCUUUAUUAAGAUUGGUGAUCAGUUACAUCAAACUGAGACAAGCGUUACCCAAAACAAUGUUCUCUGAUUCUAUAGCGGAUGUUAUAUCAGAUUUAUCAAUAAAGCAAGAAAAUCCAGCUCCAGUAAUAUCAAAUGAUGAUUACGUAAAUGCAUUGAAUGGAUUUAUUUUAAUCAUUUCCACGGAUUACGACAUUCUAUACGCCUCUGAAAAUGUGAAAGAAUAUCUAGGUCUUUCCCAUCUUGACCUCAUUGUCCAAAACAUACUCUCAUACACACAUGAAGGGGACCAUGAUGACAUUAGAAACUGCUUCCGAGAAAGUGAAGGUAAAUCACUGAGGAAGUCCUUCUUCCUAAGAAUGAAGAGCACCCUCACUCCAAAUGGAAAAACCACAAACUUAAAAUCCGCAUCAUAUAAAGUUCUCAGAUGUACAGGCAUGAUUACACCAAGUCAAGCUCAAAGCGAUACGUCAGCAUUUGUGGCGCAUGUUCAACCUAUACCCCAUCCUUCCAACAUACAACAUGUACUCGACAGCAGAACUUUCCUGAGCCGACAUUCGCCUGAUAUGAAGUUUACAUACUGGGAUGAGAGAAUGUCCGAAAUACUUGACUAUGAUGCAGAAGGCUUGAUGGGAAAAUCAUUUUAUGAUUACGUGCAUGUUAUGGAUGCCAAAGCCAUUGCGAACAGCUUCCAAAAAUUGUAUAGACUGGGACAAAUUGAGACAGAGCGCUACAGGUUCCUAAAUAAGAAUGGUGGUUACCAUUGGGUCAUUACACAAGCAACAGUAAUUACUGGCAACAAGAAUCAAAAAGCGCAAUGUGUCGUCUGCAUACACUAUGUCAUUGGCGAGUCAACAGAGACUGAAAUGAUUUUCUCCUCUGAGCAACUACAGUGCGCCAGACUGCUUCAAAUAAAAGAACAAGAAGCGACCAUCUCAACCCAGGACCUAACACUCGAACUAUCUCCAAACUGUGUAUUCGACGACCGUCCCCUCACUUGUGACGUAUUUCCGGUUAAUACAGCUAUGCCAGAAGAGCAACAACCGGCCGACGACGACUGCAGCAUUGUCCCGCUUACUUUCGCUGUACUGGAUGAAAACGACAAUCUCUGCGGUGACGAUGUCUUUUUCAACGCCCCUUCUAUUGGAGACCCGUGGUCUUUUACAUCAAGUGCCACAAGUGUUCAAGAAAAACUGGAAGAUCUUUUCAGCUACGUAGCAGUGGAUAAUCUACAAGCCCCGCAAGCUGGGCAAGAGUUUUGCGACAUGUCGAAGCCACAAUGCGCGCCAUUGACACACCAACUUAACGUUGGAAAACAAGACUUUACAUGGAACCGCGGCGAAAACCCGAGCGCCCCAGUGAGUCCAUGCGACAGUGCAUACUGUGGGAGCCCAAUACCUUUGCUACCACCUUUCCCCGAGUUAGAGCCACCAGACGAACGAAACGUCUACCAACAGCGAAAACGGGCCUAUCAAAACGUGCCCGUCUCAAGCGAGCAAUACCGCGAGCACCAGGAGAAUAUGCGUCGAGGUUUUGUGCUCAACAAAGACCCAGCGUUCAUUGCUAAACCAAGAAAACGUUACCGACAAGAAUCAGAAUGCAACAGGAAGCUGGCAGACAUGCCUGAAUUCGUGGCUGCCGAAUCCAAACGCCGAUGCUACGAGCUUGGACAAGCUACAGCCCAGCCAACAAAGCAAGCCAACAACAUGAACGACUUCACAUUCCAACAGUUUGCUAACGUUCUUCUGCAACCUGGUACAGGGUACGGACCGACAGGAAAUAGCUGCGGCGGUAACAAAGGCGGGGCAAUUCUAUCGUCCAAUUUCUUGCUCCAACCGUCAGCGGACUUUGGACAAGCAAACACAACUGGGCGAGGUCUUCCACGAAAUUCAAGUGGAAUUUUACCCGAGCUUUCGCUGCACGACUGUGAGGUGAAUGCCCCUUUACCAGGCCGUGGCUUUUUCCCUGUAGGCGUGGAAUGCGUGCACGCGUUAGACGAAGUGUUCUGACAACGGAGUUUUCACUUGCGUUCUGGUAAAGCAGUCUGCAAAAAAAAGCCCGUUUUAAAGUUUCAAUAUAACACCAAAGCCGCGAUGUCCGCCGCGGAACAGGAUUACGGAAUCCUGCGUCUGCGCUGGGUCAGUCGCUAAGGUGUAUUUAUUUCGUGUAACGUCGUAAAGAGCUCGUUUGCUUUUUGACCGAAUUUCAGGUCAGACAUAUAUUAUCCAUUGCAUCGUCGUAAUCGUUUUUUUUUCUGCAAAUUUUUUGUCCUAUUUUGAGACUGCAAAUUAUUGUCUUAUUUUGACUUAAUUAUGAUCAUUAAAUAUUCCCAAACGGGUAAAACUUUACUAAUCACCCGUCCUUAUACUUUCUAUCUCAGCAUUGUUUCUUUUCAACUUGAGUUUAUCUAAAAGAUUCCAAAAAUAUUUGAACUGAGCCGUAUUCGUAUCAAUCGUAUUAGCAUGUACAGUAUAAACGCUGUACAUAAAUGACCUACGAUCCCACAUACGUACAUGAUAUUUCGAUAAACGAAAAUUCAUUCGUUUAAAAAUUUCCCAAACAUUUAGAUUUAUUGACUUUUUCCUGCUACUUGCUGUGUAUGUAAAAUGCUUAAAAGCUCUUUCCCGCUAACAAACGUUAACAUUUCCCAAAUUCGUUGCCGCUGUUCAUUAGCGCCGUAUAGCGUACAAACUUUUGUGCGUUCCACGUUUUGCUUGACGGGCUGUGACUGGUUUUAACCGGUCUGGCCCAGAUCAUACCAGCUUGGCUCUAUAUCCGGCGUAAACACACUGGCGUUGGUUACGUUUUUCUCUGGUGUUCAUUUCUUUAACAUUACGCUGUACAGUGUUGUGUCAAGAGUGGAAUAAGUAAUGAACCUGAAUAAAUGAAGGAAGCA
This is a messenger RNA of Ciona intestinalis (vase tunicate), 3136 nucleotides long. It is a transcript of the gene hif, whose product is annotated as transcription factor protein. Gene Ontology annotation, molecular function: DNA-binding transcription factor activity, RNA polymerase II-specific; protein dimerization activity; RNA polymerase II transcription regulatory region sequence-specific DNA binding. Lineage: Eukaryota; Metazoa; Chordata; Ascidiacea; Phlebobranchia; Cionidae. Gene Ontology annotation, biological process: cellular response to hypoxia; regulation of transcription by RNA polymerase II. The record is from RefSeq and is a predicted model, not a curated record.